UAUGUGUUAUUUUGAAAAGGCAAUAUUAUUGUUAAAUAUAAUGCAUGCUACAAUCUACGCAGGGUAUCCCCAAGGUUAUAGUCAAAAAAGGAUACAGUAUCCUUCUCGAAGAGACCAUGCAAUUCGCUUCAAUAAAAAUAAUUAUAAUAGUGACGAGAACUUUUAUCCAGGAAACGAAGGUCAAAAUAUAUACCAAGCUGAUACAGAUCGAGAUCAAAACGUAUUUAAUGAAUACGACAGUUUAUCGACCGAAAAUCUACCAAAUUCAUUAGAAGAGGAGAAACACAACCGAAGACAUCAACGUCACAGAAACUUUGAUCAAAGUCUAUAUCAGGAUGAACCACAAAAAUUGGAAAACGUUGAGGAGCAAGGAUUUCAAGAAAAUCAAUCGGAAUCAAUGGAAGAUGUACAUAAUUAUAAACCUAUAACUCGACGAGAUCAAUAUCACCACAAAGAACAAGAACUAACCAACUCAGAUGAGGAUAUAGCGGCUAAACAACAAAAUCAUCGAUUUAAUAAUAGAGACCAAUAUUAUCCAGACUGGAAUGAAUAUAUAAUUCCAAGGGAGCGCCAUCAACGUAAUUUCUAUAAAAAUCGGCGAAAAAAUGAAUUAAAUAAACGCCAAAAAAUUUAUUUUUCACAAAAUAGAAAUCAACAUCAGCCAAAUAAUCAUAGAUAUUCAUCUGUACAUGAAAUUCCCAAAAGAAAUCGUAUCUCAAAUAAUAGAAUAUCCGAACCGCGUAGAAAUCAUCGCAUCAGACAUCAAUGGAAAAACAUCCACCAAAACCUAAGACUUAAGAAAUAUUUAGAAAAAAUAUCAGCCCAACCAUCUCAGGAACAGUUGAAUGUAGAAAACAGGAUUCCUAAAGUUAAAUCUUUAGAAAACAUCAAUAAAACCCAAAAGAGUGCAAAGGUACACAAGGAUCUUAUUGACAAAAUACGUGAAGCACAAAAGUAUAUUUUAAAAAUACAAAGAACUUUACAGACAGGAACAAAAUAUAAAUCUCUAGAGAACGAAAGCCAGACCUCACAAGAUCCAGUUCUACAAAUUAGUCCAAGUAAAGGACGAUGGAUAUUCCGUUCCGGUAAAAAAGCCCAGGAAGGACAUUUAGGUGUUCGUGAAAAGGCCACCAAUCUGAUCCAAAAGUGGGCAGAAAGUCAACGCCUCAUGGUGGACUCCUUCGCUAAAGCAAUAACUGAAAUUUUGAAAUCACACGACGUAAAUCCCAGCCCAGGUAACAAUGUUCCUCAGGAGAAAUUAGUGGUUAUGGAGGACUUGCUCAAGCAAGUGGUGGACUCUAUCAAAAAACUAAGGGAAGAUACUAGUCAUAAGUCGGAAAAUAAUUCAAAUGGUAGCCCGAGUAAGGAAACAAAGGAACAUGUCAACGCAGUUCUUCAGAAGUGGAUAGAGACCCAAAAAACUCUAAUCGAUUCAUUUUUAGAUGCAGUUCGUAAGUUAACAGGCCUCAAGCCCGAGGAAACUAAACCUGCUCUGGAAAGCAACGCCAGUGAAAUCGAAAUAAUGGAGAACUUGAUCAAGAGGCUGCGGGAACUAAUUGAACAUCUUAAUGGACAGAAAGUAGCUUCAAGCUCAACCACAACAUCCACAACUUCAGAAAUACCGGCAACUCAUACUCCCUAUCUGACCACCGAGAGUUCCUCGACUUCUACUGAAACUACUUCAUCAACUACCAUCUCCUCGGCUACUGCUCUAAAAACUGAUAAGCCUCUGGAUACAACAACGGAAAGUUCCUCGACUUCUGUUCCAACUACUUCAUCUACAACUAUCACCUUGUCUACUUCAACAUUAACUGAUAAACCUCCGGUUACUACAACGGAAAGUUCCUCGACAACUACUACCAUCUCCUUGGAUACUAAAAUCCUUACAUCUACAACAACCAGUUCCUCCGCUUCUAUUUCAACUACUUCAUCUCCAUCUCCAGAUACUACCAGUAGUCCCACUACAUCCUCAACAUCUACAGCUCCUACGUCAACACAAACGGAAUCUGACUCUACCAAAAUGACAGAAUCAUCAACACCAACAAACCCAUCCACCACAUCUAUCCAGCCUCUAUCUACCACAUCUCAUUCAACAACGGAGACUCCAAAUCCCAAUGAAUCUUCAAUAUCAAAACUUAAGAAAAUACUCGAUCUUUUGAAAAAAUUGCGCAAAAUACUGAACACAAUAGUCGAAAAGUCGAAUGGAAAGAUUUCAUCGGACCUUAUAGAGCGAUUCAACAAGCUUAGAGACUUCUUCUUCAACAGCAACAAUAGAAACUUCUUCAACAAUAAAAGAAUCUCCAACAACUAUCAUAACAGAGACUCCUUCAACAACAACGGAGAUUCCAACAACCACUACAACAGUAACUCCAUUAACCACCACUACAACAACGGAAACCCCUACUACAACAACAGAGACUCCUUUAACAACACCGGAGACUUCAGCAACUACAACAGGGACUUCCACAACAACGACUUCUUUGUCGACAGAAACUACUACAACCAGAAUCAAUUCCACAACAGAGAACCCCACUACAACUUCUAA
Messenger RNA from Drosophila bipectinata, 2545 nucleotides. The record is from RefSeq and is a predicted model, not a curated record. NCBI's taxonomy places the organism in Eukaryota, Metazoa, Arthropoda, Insecta, Diptera, Drosophilidae.